Messenger RNA from Cuculus canorus (common cuckoo), 3119 nucleotides. It is a transcript of the gene MTNAP1, whose product is annotated as chromosome 18 C17orf80 homolog. The record is from RefSeq and is a predicted model, not a curated record. The coding region runs from base 40 to 1584 and encodes 514 amino acids. NCBI's taxonomy places the organism in Eukaryota, Metazoa, Chordata, Aves, Cuculiformes, Cuculidae. The transcript has 3 exons.
CGAACACGGAAGAGAAGGGCGGGGCGGAGCGGGGCUGGUAUGGCCGCCGCGCCGCCAGGCCAGGAGCUGUGCCCGUACUGCCGCAGGCCUUUCAAGCGGCUCCGCACCCACCUCCCGCACUGCAAGGCCGCGCCCAGCACAGCACCCAGCAGCGCUAAUAGCCCCGCCGCGCCCGGGAGCGGCUCCGUCCCCCCAGCGAGCGGCUCGGCCUCUGUCACAGCCGGGAGCCCUUCGGCCCGGGGCGGCUCAGGCUCGGUCACAGCCGGGACUCCCGUCCCUCGGGGCGGCUCGGGCUCGGUCACAGCCGUCCCCACUGCCAAGCCAGGGUCAGGCAUCAAGGCGCGGGCCGGUAAGAGCAACAAGCGGCCUCCCAGCCCCAGUGUGGGGCAGGGAAAAGUGGCCGCGGGCGAGCAGAGCGGAGGGUUUGGUCCCAGUCUUCCUUGCCAGCCCGAGGGCCGUAAGGCAGAGACUAAUGUGGAGCCUGCGGUGGAGGACGUAGCCAGGUCCCUUGAUUUGCUCCCUGAGGAGGUUAAAGAUAUACCCAAAAAGCUGAACAAUGGUGUUAAAAUAGUGAUUGAGAAGCACCGUGCCAGGGUGGUGAGGAAGCAGAGCGGUUCCUGGAGCAGAGGGGGUACAGCUGGAAGCCACAGUGUGGACCAGGAGCCUGAGGAAGGGCUGAAGCCGGGCGGUGCUGCCAACCACACAGCCCAGUCUGGCCCACGGGAGAAAAUAACUGUUCCAGACGUGGCAAACACAGAGAAACAUGGUCCUGGAGCUGCGGAGAAUGUGGCUGUGAGCUCAAAGGGAGAAAAAGGGGGUAGUUCAAAGGCAAGAAAAAUAUACGUGCUUGGAGAUCCCCCAGAAGCUGACUGCAGAAGUAGCCCUGGUGACCUCGCUCAGCAGGAGGGAAUAGAGAAAACCGUGACAGAAGAGAAGCAGAUGUACCGAGAAGUCAGUGUGGAAUAUAAAGCUCCUCUUUCUGCUUUGCAUACCAAGAGCCUCCAUCUGUCAGCGAUGGAGGGGUUCGGAGGUCACAAAGAAGGGACGUCCAAACAUUACCUAACCAGCAUACAAAAGCUUCAAGAGAGCAUGAAGCAGAUGGUGGCAGUUUCCGAGCCCAUUCUGGAUACGAGGAGGGACACGGAGCUGGCACUGGACCAGUUCUCACUCCACACCUCCGAAAGCCAACCCAUCUGUCUAUCCCAGGCCUCUGGCAGGAGCGCGCCGGCAGGGGCCGUGGGCUUGGAGUGGUUUCCAGACUUGUAUCCUAGUUAUGAUGGGCUGAGUAUUUUUCCAGGAAAGCCUUUCCAAGAAGACGUGGGGAUCAUAACGAAGGCAUCAAGGGGCAAUUUCUCAGAGGGACAGCAAGGUCCCCUCUCAGAAAGGCGUCUGAUGGAUGUGAAGCUGGGGGAGCUCCCCGCCUGGCUGGCCAUCCGUGACAUUUCUCCCCAGGGGCUGCUUGGAGGAGUGCGGAAAGGUGAGGCUGAAUUCCCAGCUCUUGGGGCAGAAUUGUCCCACUUAACCCAAUUUACUUUCCACAGCCUGGUUGAAGUGGCCACUCUGUGUCUUUAUAGAAGCCAAUAAAUAGACGCAUCCAUUUGGCUUUGGAAAGUUGCAUGGAAACCAGUGAACUCUGUAAGAGCUGGACAUAUUUGACCCUUGCGUUUCUGUUCCAACAGCCUGGAGCAACUAUCACGACAAAUACAUCAACGUGAGGAGGGGCGGACCAGCAGGGAUCUCCAUGCUACUGGCUGGAUACUGCCUCCUCAGCUACGGCUGGAACUACCAGCACAUCAAGUGUCAUCGCUGGCGUAAAUACCACUGAAGGAGCUGGAACAGCACCUGACGAGCAAUCGCAAAUAUGUGACUGGGAAUCAGCAGAAGUGCUCAGCACCGGUGUCCCAACAGGGAUUCAGAUCAGCUGCAGUGCAGUUACACUCAGAGAAAGUCUUUAACUGCUGAAGGGGCUGCUUUUCGGUUACCUUCCUGCAGCCAGAAGAGUUAUGCAGCCUACAGUCACAGCAGGCUGCUCAGACUAUUUAGUACUGAAAGGAGAAACUGUUAGAGCUGCCCCUUGGGGCUCUGUUUGCUGUAGAGCGCCGGUAGUCUGCAUAACCCCAAAUAUCUCGCUUUGGGGACACCAGACACAGGGCAAUUCCUUGACUUGGGUUGUUAAUAUAGAUUAAUAGACACAGAUGUUGUAGUUUGUGUUUGGCAGUAAGUUUUGUGAUUAAUUGUGUGAGGCUGGGCCAGAAAGAAGUGUUUCCUGUGUGUUAGCAGCACUGUGCCCGGCCUAGCCCAUCUUUUACUUGCCCCUCUCCAAAGCAAGCACAAUGGUGUUUGCUCCUGACUGGCAGGAGAACCGGGGCUGUUCAGACUGGGAAAAAGAAAAGAAGGCUGAGGGGAGACCUCGUCGCUCUCUACAGCUGCCUGAAAGGAGGUUGUAGAAAGGCGGGUGUUGGUCUCCUCCCAAGUAACAAGCAAUAGGAUGAAAGGAAAUGGCCUCACAGGAAGUUUAGGUUGGAUAUUAGGAAACAUUACUUCAGCAAAAGGGUUAUCAGACAUUGGAACGGGCUGCUCAGGGAAGUGGUGGAGUCCCCUCCCCACAGUUUUAGAUGCUGUUUAGGCAUGGUGCUCAGGAACAUAGUUUAGUGGUGGAGUUGGCAGUGUUGGGUUUACGGUUGAACUCAGCGUACUUUAAGGUCUUUUCGAACCUGAAAAAUUUUGUGAUUCGGCGAAAGGUAGUCCCUGGAGGGCCCCAGGCCCCUGCUUCACCAUCAGUACAGAGCUGGUGGGACUGCCUAGGCUGUGAGAGAAGGACCUUUGUGAAGGCAUUCACUCAGACCGCAGCGCCCUAUUUCUGUGGGAAGAAAAUCCAUUGGAUUAGCUGUUGUGCCCAAAGGGCAAACCCGUGUCUGCAUCAGACAAAUGAGGACAGUUAGAGUGCUAGUUGUAGCCUGCCAUCUCCAGACCUGUCUGGAAAAAGGUUGGUCAUGUUACAGGCAUGAAGGGGGAAAAAGAAGCCAAGGAAGAAAAUAUCUGAACUCUUUAUUUAGAAAGCAGUGCAGUGGUGCUGUAUCACGAGGUGUUUCACCCAGAACUCCCUCUUGCCAGCAAUA